AUGGUAUUUAUUAUUAAUUAUUAUUUAGUUAAUCCUGAUCUUACAAUACUUAGAAUAUGUUAGAAUCCUUUAUUUGAAGCAUCAGGAACACUUAUCCUAUAAGGAUAGUUCAUUAAUCAUUAAGGGAAAGAUUUAAAACCAUUGCUUAAAUCCAAAGGAAGUUGCUUUUUAGAAGACUUAAAGCAAAAGUGAAUUUGAAUAUCAAUUAAAACAUUACAAUGCACAAUUUAAUCAUUUUCUCAUAACUUUUUGA
Paramecium octaurelia is the source of this 253-nucleotide messenger RNA. The record is from the annotation of a GenBank genome assembly. NCBI's taxonomy places the organism in Eukaryota, Ciliophora, Oligohymenophorea, Peniculida, Parameciidae.